Messenger RNA from Asterias rubens (European starfish), 1789 nucleotides. Its product is annotated as pectin acetylesterase 11-like. Gene Ontology annotation, molecular function: hydrolase activity. The coding region runs from base 311 to 1741 and encodes 476 amino acids. Lineage: Eukaryota; Metazoa; Echinodermata; Asteroidea; Forcipulatida; Asteriidae. The record is from RefSeq and is a predicted model, not a curated record. The transcript has 6 exons.
CAGUGGGCUUUGUACACAACCAAACGGCUGGUAUCUUUAAUGAUAUUAACGCCAGAGAUAUUAUAUUGGUUAUCGGUAAUACGAUCCCAAGUCCAGAUCGCUGCCAGUGGUAUAUGGGACAUCCAAGUUGGCACACAUGGUUAUCGGUAUAUGCAAUGAUAUAAUCCCAGUUUGAUUUUGCCUACAGUACAGUUCGUUGUUUUUGCAAUUGUGCCACAUCACACAUUGCAGUCACAUUUGAAGGUAAAGAAAGACAGGCCCGACAACAACCUCUGCUACAGACAACCUCCACCCCAUUGAGUUGUCUACUAUGACAGACUUUCACCUCAGAGGUACCGGGCUCGAGGACCACAGCCUCCUGAAUGAGGACCAAGUCGUCACUAAAAAGAGACACCAACUCACGGGAGGCACCGAUCGACCCUCACGGAGACGCCGUCGGAUUUGCACAUCGUGCCGGUGUUGGAUCGUCGUGGCUCUGCUCUCUGCCAUGUGGCUGGCAUUCUUCGGUCUCUGGUUGUAUUACAGCUACUUUGCCAUUCCUUCUUCGGGCAAGCCUGGUGCUGGGGAAGUUGGGCAUAACACGGAGGCAAUGCUGGUUGUGUUGCCCGAGUCUCUCGCUGAUGAAACGGGGGCGUACUGCUUGGACGGAAGCCCACCGUCGUACUACUUCCGUAAUGCUUCUUCCCAAGAGCAUGACACUUCUUGGCUCGUCUUCCUCGAGGGUGGCGGGUGGUGUUAUAAUGCAACGCACUGCGCACAAAAGAGUGACACAUCAUAUGGGUCAUCGCGCAUGCUCAAUGCCAGCAAAGAGUUUAACGGUGUGCUAUCCGCUAAUUUCACGGUGAAUCCGGAUUUUUAUGACUGGAACGUGGCUGUUAUCAACUAUUGUGAUGGAGCAUCUUUUUCAGGAAAUCGUGAUCUUCCAUUUGAGGUUGGCAAUAAGACCAUUUACUUCCGAGGAACCCGUGUGCUGGAUGCAGUGAUCACACAUCUACUCUCAGCAGGCAUGGCGCAGGCAGAUCAAAUACUCCUGUCUGGUGCAUCGGCUGGAGGUCUGGCCGUGUUCUUGCAUGCAGACCACGUCAAGGAGCUGAUACCCGAAGAGGUAUCAUUCAAAGCAAUGGCGGAUGCUGGGUUCUUCUUAGACGAGAAAAAUAUCAGCAAUGAGGACAUGUGGCGCAACACGAUGAAAGGAGUGUACGAAUUGCAGGAAGUGCAAGGGAGCUUGGAUGAGGAUUGCCUUCUUGCUAAAGGCACCGAGAAAUGGGAAUGUUUCUUCCCUGAAUACGCCUAUCCCUAUAUCAACACGCCCAUAUUCAUCAUCAACUCUGCCUUCGACUACUGGACUCAGUUGCACAUCUUAAACCUCAACUGCAGACCCGGCCUCUGCGACGAAAAAGCCCAGGCAUUUUUCGAGGAUCAUCGGGAGCUUUUCUUACGACGCACGGACCAGGUGAACCGCUACGACAAGGAUGGCAUGUUCAUCUCGUCGUGUUACGCGCACAGCCAUGCGUACUACGACGCACCGUGGAUGAACUACAAAGUGAUUGGAGAGGAGACUAGGCAGGCGUUCGCUGACUGGUACUUUGGUAGGAGUACGCCGGCGAGAUCGCGAUACGUAGACUGCGACUCGAGUCUGAAUUGUAACCCGUCGUGUGCUGAAACGUGGGGAGCGGAGUACUUUAAUAGCACGGUGUGUUUGGUGUUAACUACGGACGAAUGUUUCAACUUAUUGCAUUAAAGCUUAUAGUCAUUAAAGCCAUUGUACACUUUCGGUAAACGGUAUUGU